Messenger RNA from Haplochromis burtoni (Burton's mouthbrooder), 2040 nucleotides. It is a transcript of the gene s100t, whose product is annotated as S100 calcium binding protein T. The transcript has 3 exons. The record is from RefSeq and is a predicted model, not a curated record. Bases 905 to 1228 code for a protein of 107 amino acids. Lineage: Eukaryota; Metazoa; Chordata; Actinopteri; Cichliformes; Cichlidae. Gene Ontology annotation, molecular function: transition metal ion binding; calcium ion binding.
UCUUUAUUUGUGCUUUUUUUUUUUUGCAUGUAUGGUGUAUUUUGAAGCCAAAGGUGUGAACAAGCUUGUGAAAGUGCUCGUGUGUGUGUGUCCUCGCAUUGUCAUGUUCUCCUUUGUGUGGGGAUUUCUCUGCAUGACUGCCAGGUGCGAUGGCUCCAUUCAUCGGUGCUACUCUGAUCCUUCGGAUAAUAUAACAAGCAUGAGCACCCCCCUCCUCCAGUGAACAUCCUACCCCUACAAUUAACCUAACAAUGUUUUUGCUGCUUGAAACCAGGUGCUUUUGGAUAAGCUAUUGAGUUAUUAAUCUUUGCCUUGGUAUAGCAGUAUUUUAAGCACUUCCUGCAAGCCUUUCCUUUGUUUUGACAUGAAGUACAAAGCGGUUGCACAACAGAGGAGCAGGGUAAUCCACUAUUUCAAUAGCAACCUGUGACACGGUAAGCAAUAUGUCACUGUCACUGCACAACAGCCCUUUGUGCUUGGAGCGCGGAGUUGGUCGAGUGAGUUUAGACAACGUAUGAAUAUUUGGAAACAAAUAGAUCUUUUCUCCAGCACUUCUUCUCUUUUUAGUGAGUUUUCUUAUUUCAACACAUUUGAGCACAUUAGGGCAGGUUUGGCUUGUAGACUUAUUGUGAAUACCUCAAUUUACCUUAAGUCUUUCUGUAGCUGCAACCGGCUCUUGUGUGUGUCCAAUUAGCGGAUAGCAGGUGUCUCUGGCGUAAACAGAGAAGGUAGAGAGGAGAGGGGCAACAGGUGGAGGGGGUAGAGAAGGAGGAGGAAGGGGUAAGUGGGAUGGGUGGAGUAAGGGAUGUAUUUAAGACGGUGUAGUCCUCAUCCUCCUUAACAGUUGCUUUUACCUCCUCUCUUUGCACCUGAGCAGCAGGCCAGCACUAAUCCUCCACUCAGAAUGUCUUUGCCUAACUCCGAGAAUGCUUCCACCUUGGAGAAUGCCAUGCAGCUCAUGAUCCAGACCUUCCAUAAGUACUCUGGAAAUGAUGGGGACAAAUAUACACUGAGCAAGGUUGAGCUCAAAGAAAUGCUUACCAAAGAGCUUGGCAGCUAUCUGGGGAAUGCCCAGGAUAAGGAAGCUGUGGAGAAGAUUAUGGGAGACCUGGAUUCCAACAAUGAUGGAGAGGUAGAUUUUACAGAGUUCAUCAUUUUGGUUGGAGCUCUCACUGUGGCCUGUAACGACUUCUUCCUGGAGUACAAUGACAAGCAAGAGAAGAAGUGAACACACCCUUCGCCCAGAGUCUCCACUUAAAAAUCCCACAUGUUCCAGGGAGGAAGCACUUAAGGAGAGAGAGAAGGCCCGUUUGGGACAUCCUGUCAUGGACCUCAAGUUCACAAACACACAGACACACACACAAACAAACCUCUAAUAGAGAAAUAAAUGUUGUGUUUUGUCUUCAAUGUCUCUUGAAUUCAUUCAAACUGUAAUAUUACUGCAAAGUGAACAUCUUUAGUGUUUCAAGAGCUGUCAUUCUUGAAUAUGUGAAUAUCUCUCUUUCUGCUCUUUUCGUGCAUCUUGUCACACAUUUAAGUAAGGGAUGCCCCCCUUUCCCUGAAAAAAAUAAAUGUGACCUUUACUCAAACAAGUUGGCUAUGCAUUAUUACAGAAGAGAACGAGAAUGAACAAACAACGAGCACCAGGUGGCAGCAAGUGGUCCUCUGAAUCCAGCGGUUUUGGUGCAUUAUUUCUAAUUUGCAUUGCCACAUGGGUACAGCAGUUUGUGCCAGAGGUGGAUGGAUGCAGACCGGAGAUACUAUGUGGUAUUUACGAAAUACACAUUCUAAGAUGCUGUCUUUAAGUAUUGCUAAGCGUAAGAUAUGAGAGACAGUUAUUCCUGCUGUGGUGUGAAUUAUUCAAACUGGUUCUCUGCACUAAAAAUGUCAGGUUUCUAUGUGUAGAUAAGAACUACCUACAGUCCUGUUUUCACAGUAGAAUAAUCAGAACCCAGAGUGACCUUGACAGGGCUUUAAACACAUUAUUGUUUAAAAGCCCUGCUUCCUAAGAGAAAAAAAAGUACUGUGUGACUGAGUGUG